Messenger RNA from Hyla sarda, 3469 nucleotides. RefSeq names its product neutral sphingomyelinase activation associated factor (gene NSMAF). The record is from RefSeq and is a predicted model, not a curated record. The transcript has 31 exons. Lineage: Eukaryota; Metazoa; Chordata; Amphibia; Anura; Hylidae. The coding region runs from base 203 to 2938 and encodes 911 amino acids. Gene Ontology annotation, molecular function: protein binding.
CAAGACGCGUAUCCGAUGAGGAAGUAACGCGGCGACCAAUCCUACGCUACCUGUUAUUCACGAAGAUGGGCGCUACGUAGACGGCGCUACGGGAACUUCCAGCCAAUCAGGUGACCGUUCUCAUCGCCCGGCUCCCCAGGCGAGUGAAGCGGUGACUGCAGCUGAGUGCCCGGGACUGACUGGCAUCACACGCUGCCUGCCCAUGGCUUCCUGGAGGAGAGCGGACUCCCUGCAGCAUUCCUCUAAGGGGAGAUUUUCUUUGUUACUUUUGGAUUUGGAGGAAUACUUUUUUGAACAGCAUAUAGCACAAUAUAUCUCAAGAGCAGGUGAUGCAACAGAGAGAAGCAUAAGUGGAUCCCUGAAAAUAUGCUCAAAGUCCCUUAUAUUUGAACCUGAUAAAAUUGAAGAACCCAUACUUAAGAUCGCAUUGAGGGAUUGCUCAAAAAUUGAAGUGGAAGAUGAUCUCUUCAGGAACAGCUUGCACAAGCGAUUUUCUGUUGUUUGUAAUCAGGUUUAUCUCAUCAAAGAACAAAACAUUGUUGCUCCAUAUAAACUUCAGCGUGGUGGAGGCCAUUUUUUCUUUCAGCUGGAGAAUUCUAGAAAAGUGGAUGAUGUAGUACAGACCAUUUUACAGCUUCAAAGAGCUUCUCGACUAGAAAAACUUGGAGACCAGACAGCGAUGAUAACUGCUAUUCUGCAGUCACGGUUGGCAAGGGCAUCCUUUGACAAAAACAGCUUUCAGAGUGUGUGUGAAAUAUCAAACAUGGAAUGUGAAGCCGAGAUGAUAACUCCGCUGGUCUCCAACCCCGGCCAUGUGUGCAUCACAGAUAAAUACCUCUAUUUCCAGCCUUUGAAUGGAUACCCAAAACCUGUUGUUCAUAUUAGCCUUGCCGACAUUCGUCGAAUAUAUAAAAGGAGACAUAUGCUGAUGCCUCUGGGACUGGAAGUGUAUUGUACUGAAAAUGACCUGUGCUCAGAUAUAUACCUUAAAUUUUACAACCCUAAAGAUCGAGACGGCGUGUACUACUAUAUUGCUGCUUAUCUAGAGAAUCACAUGACGGAGCACACAGCAGACAGCUACAUGCUUCAGUGGCAGAUGGGCCAAAUAUCCAAUUACCAGUAUCUUUUACAUCUCAAUAACCUAGCAGAUCGGAGCUGCAAUGACCUUUCCCAGUAUCCUGUGUUUCCAUGGAUCAUCGCAGACUACACUAGUUCUCUACUGGAUUUAACCAUUCCUGAAACCUUUCGUGAUCUGAGAAAGCCUAUAGGUGCCCUAAAUAAAGACAGGCUAGAAAGGUUACAGAAGCGGUAUCAUGAAAUGCCAGAGCCAAAAUUUAUAUAUGGAAGUCACUAUUCCUCACCAGGAUACGUUCUCUUCUACUUGGUUAGAGUUGCCCCAGAGCACAUGCUAUGCAUCCAAAAUGGAAAGUUUGACCAUGCUGAUAGAAUGUUCAACAGUAUUGCCGAAACAUGGAAGAACUGCUUAGAUGGUGUAACAGACUUUAAAGAGUUAAUUCCAGAGUUUUAUGGAAGUGAUGGCUCAUUCUUGCUAAACAGUUUGAAUCUGGACCUUGGGAAGAGACAAGGAGGGAAAUUAGUUGAUGAUGUAGAAAUACCUCCUUGGGCUGCAGGUGUAGAUGACUUUCUGCAGAAAAACAGAGAGGCCUUAGAGAGUCAGUAUGUGUCGGACCACCUCCAUGAAUGGAUUGACUUGAUAUUUGGAUGUAAGCAGAGAGGAAGUGAGGCGGUUGCUGCAAAUAAUGUGUUCCAUCCAGUGACAUAUGAAGGAGAAAUUGACUUAAAAGGUAUUGAAGAUCCUGAUCAGAAAAUAGCAAUGCUGACUCAAAUUUUGGAAUUUGGUCAAACACCCAAACAGCUGUUUACAAAACCGCAUCCAAAGAGGAUUUUUUCAAAGUCCAGAAGUUUUUCUCGGUCAUCCAGUCAGAAUCUGUCUACAGUAGAGUCAGUUUCCCCAAGUGAAGAUUCAUUCGAAGACCUAACAGAAGAAAGCAAAACAAUUGCAUGGAGCAAUAUCACCAAAUUCCAAAUAGAGAGCAGACACAAGAUUCACAAAGAGGCUAUAACUGACAUUGCUGUAUCUUCAAAUGGAUCUUCAGUCUUCACCACAUCACAAGAUUCAACUUUGAAGAUGUUUUGUACAAGUCAGAAAUCUCUUCAAAGAAGCGUUUCAUUCUCAAAUAUGGCUUUGUCAUCUUGCGUCCUCUUGCCUGGUGAUACAACAGUAAUGUGUUCCUCGUGGGAUAAUAAUGUAUAUUUUUACUCUAUCGCUUUUGGAAGAAGACAAGAUACGCUGAUGGGACACGAUGAUGCAGUCAGCCAGAUUUACUGGUGUAACAAUAAACUCUUCACUGCAUCAUGGGACUCUACAGUAAAGGUGUGGAGCUGCGUACCCACUGAUGUGUGCGGGACCAAGAGAAACAACUUUAAACUGCUGGCAGAAUUGGAACAUGACGCUGGUGUGAACACAAUAAGUGUGAGCUCCGAUGGAUCCCUGCUGGCUUCUGGAACUAAAGAAGGUGUAGUCAGCAUCUGGGAUAUUGCAGAUUCCUGUGUGUUACAUCAGCUUCCUUGCCAUAAUGGAACGGUCCAUGACAUUGCUUUGAGUCCAGAUGUCAGACAUGUACUUUCUGCCGGAGAAGAUGGCUGCUUAAAGAUCAUUGAUGUCCAAACAGGCAUGUUAAUCUCUUCUCUGUCCUCUGGAGAAAGACAAAGAUGCUUCUGCUGGAAUGGUCAGACCGUUCUAUCAGGGAAUGACACUGGAGAAUUGCUCGUCUGGGACCUCAUUGGAGGAAGAAUUCUAGAAAGAAUGACCGGUCAUGCAGAUGCUGUGACAUGUAUGUGGAUGAAUCAGUCCUGCAAUACUAUAAUCACAGGAUCAGCAGACAGACAGAUUUUAUUGUGGAAGCUGCAAUAUUGAACGUUUACAUUCCAUGUUCACUGCUCCAGACUUGAAUUUUUUUUUUAAGUGAUGUUUGUUUUUAUGUUGUGUGGUGCCUGAGUGUAUAAUGCUGCUUCAGAGAAUGUGCCUUGACAUAUCACUAUUUUGUAAAAUCCGUGUAAUGUGGCCCUUGCCUCACAGAUUUCCUUUAUAGUACCUACAGUUUGUAUUACUGGAAUUGAUAAUGGUCCAUUACCCCCUCUUUUUGUAACUGAUAAAGUCUCAGUCUAGUCUACGUGGGGAACCUUCUUGUGCUCCUUUUGUUGUCUAGAUUACCUAUUGUCCCAUCAAGGAACAUAUCAACACAACUGGUAAUCCAGACCUUCUAGCAUGAAAGGAGGAGCGGUGUAUAAUAGUGCUGGGCGGUAUGACCAAAAAUGUGUAUCGCAGUAUUUUUAAGUUAUGGCAGUUCCACGGUAUUUAACGGUAUCCCCCGUGACCCACGAGCGCUCCUUCUCUACCCCACCCUUCCAAAAUCAUGUGUGACCCGCGAGCACUCCUUCUUCCCCU